AGCCGCUCGCUGCCCGCCGCCUUCAGCCGGCCGGCCGGCCCCUCCUCAGCCCGGUGCUCGGCCGCCUCUCUGCCUCGCAGCAGCCAGUCCCGUCUACAGCAUCAUGUUCAGCUGGGUGAGCAAGGAUGCCCGCCGCAAGAAGGAGCCGGAGCUCUUCCAGACGGUGGCCGAGGGGCUUCGGCAACUGUACGCGCAGAAACUGCUGCCCCUCGAGGAGCACUACCGCUUCCAUGAGUUCCACUCGCCCGCGCUGGAGGAUGCUGACUUCGACAACAAGCCCAUGGUGCUUCUCGUGGGCCAGUACAGCACGGGCAAGACCACCUUCAUCCGGCACCUGAUCGAGCAGGACUUUCCCGGGAUGCGCAUCGGACCAGAGCCCACCACCGACUCAUUCAUCGCGGUCAUGCACGGCACCACCGAGGGCGUGGUACCGGGCAACGCGCUCGUCGUCGAUCCGCGGCGACCUUUCCGCAAGCUCAAUGCCUUCGGCAACGCCUUCCUCAACAGGUUCAUGUGUGCGCAGCUCCCCAACCCAGUCCUGGACAGCAUCAGCAUCAUUGACACACCUGGGAUCCUGUCAGGAGAGAAGCAGCGCAUCAGCAGAGGGUAUGACUUUGCAGCCGUCCUUGAGUGGUUCGCGGAGCGGGUGGACCGCAUCAUCCUGCUCUUCGAUGCCCACAAGCUGGACAUCUCUGAUGAGUUCUCUGAAGUCAUCAAGGCUCUCAAGAACCAUGAGGACAAGAUCCGGGUGGUGCUGAACAAGGCUGACCAGAUUGAAACGCAGCAGCUGAUGCGGGUAUACGGGGCCCUCAUGUGGUCCCUGGGCAAGAUCAUCAACACCCCGGAGGUGGUCCGCGUCUACAUUGGCUCUUUCUGGUCCCACCCACUGCUCAUCCCAGACAAUCGGAAGCUCUUUGAGGCUGAGGAACAGGACCUCUUCAAAGAUAUCCAGUCUCUUCCCCGAAAUGCUGCCCUCAGGAAGCUCAAUGACCUGAUCAAGCGGGCCAGGCUGGCUAAGGUCCACGCCUACAUCAUCAGCUCCCUCAAGAAGGAGAUGCCCAAUGUCUUCGGUAAAGAGAGCAAAAAGAAAGAACUGGUGAACAACCUGGGUGAGAUCUACCAGAAGAUCGAGCGGGAGCAUCAGAUCUCCCCAGGCGACUUCCCGAGCCUCCGAAAGAUGCAGGAGCUCCUGCAGACCCAGGACUUCAGCAAGUUCCAGGCCCUAAAGCCCAAGCUGCUGGACACGGUGGAUGACAUGUUGGCCAACGACAUCGCGCGGCUGAUGGUGAUGGUGCGCCAGGAGGAGUCCCAGAUGCCCUCCCAGGCUGUGAAGGGCGGCGCUUUUGACGGCACCAUGAACGGGCCCUUUGGGCAUGGCUAUGGCGAGGGUGCCGGUGAGGGCAUUGACGACGUUGAGUGGGUGGUAGGCAAGGACAAGCCCACCUAUGAUGAGAUCUUCUAUACGCUGUCACCUGUCAAUGGCAAGAUCACAGGUGCCAAUGCCAAGAAGGAGAUGGUGAAGUCCAAGCUGCCCAACACCGUGCUGGGCAAGAUCUGGAAGCUGGCUGAUGUGGACAAGGAUGGGCUGCUGGACGAUGAGGAGUUUGCCCUGGCUAACCACCUCAUCAAGGUCAAGCUGGAGGGCCACGAGCUGCCCGCUGACCUGCCCCCACACCUCAUCCCACCCUCCAAGCGCAGGCACGAGUGACAGGCCUGCCAGGGCUACCUAUGCAACCCACUCACCGUCUCCAUGCCCGCUCAGGAAGACCAGGGCCUGGAGGAAGCAGCUAGGGGAAGGGAAGGGUCACCAUUUUUAAAGGUCCAUAAAGACUGAGCACUGUUUCCUCAGCUUGAAUAGGAGAAGCACCAUCUUUCUUUUAAGGCAGUUUCUGGGCCCAGGCCGGGAGGUAGGGGUGAGGCUCAGAUGUAAGUGAUGGAAUUUUAUGCACAAGAACUCUGGCUAUUUUUAAUACAUACCAUUAGAGGCAGCCUUCUUUCUUGCUGCCUCCUCCUCUGUUGGACAGUUCCACGAACACAGCCUCUCUCCUGUCCCAACCCUUCCUCCUGUGCACUGUCCCUGGCUGGAUAGUGUGGGCAGCUGUGGUGAUCCUAGGGAGGCUGGUGACUCCUUUGGCGGCUGCCACCAGAGCUGUUGGUAGACCAGAGCCCUCUGUUGGUUCAUCUCCUCCAUCUCCAAGCUAAGGCUCACCUCACCCCACCCAGCUCUGCCCUGGGCUUGGGGUGAGUCAGUUGUGUGACUCUCCAGCCAGGGUUCCCGACACUCACCCCUGCCCUUUCUUGCACACCCCAACCCCAGCUUCCCACCCAGUAGGGCAGUCAAUGCAAGGCCCCACCACCACUGUCUUUUUUUAUUUUUGGUGCCGGGGAUUGAACUUGGGUCCUUGUGCUUGUGAGGCACACAGUGGAACCACUGAGCUAAAUCCCCAGCCCCAACCACUGUCUUUUUUUUCAGGGUUGUGGAGAGGCGAGAGAGCGCAUCUUCCAGAAAAAUGUAUAAGCUAGGUCUUUUGUACAGUGACACCUUUCAUACUUGACCAAGUUUUCCAGUAACUUCAAACCACUCAUUCAAAAGCUGUGAUUUUUGUCUCCCCUUCCCUACAUGCCAGCCUGUGGGUGGCUCCAUCCAGGAGCUGUUGGAUAUGGGGUGUAUGCAUAGCACACCACUUGCAGCCCGGAUUUGCUCUCUGACCAAGAAGUAGUCACCUGAACUCCUGCCUGAUGGUGUCUGAACUGUAGCCCCCACUUCUCUAUGGGAGCUUCCUGAUACCCCUGACUUGGGGUCGGUGGUGCGUCCCUGUGACUGGGUGUGGUUUGGGGCUGGCAGAGGAAGAUUGUGGAUCUGGCCCGGGCCUAGUUUUCAGGCAGCAGGGACCAGGGGAAAACCUGGCCUCUUCCUCUUUCGAACCCCACCCUGCCCCCUGCCUUCCCCCAGCCUGAGCAAUAAGCCAGAGCCAGCAAGCAGCCAGUUCAGCAGCCUCACACUGCACAGCCUUGGGGGCCUGGGUGCUUUCUGUGCCAGUGGUCAGCCUCAAGGGCAGGCAUUGUGCCAGGGCAGGAGACUAGCCUUGGUCUGUCCAGCGGGAGCUCCAGCUGGGGUCGAGGAAUGGCCCUGGCUGCACACAGCCUGCUCCCAGCCCUGCACCGCAGGUUCAUUCAGUAUUAGGAGAGGAUGAGUGGAGACAUCCUUUAGUGCGGCAGGGGCUUGUUCACACUCAUCUUUGGGGGGAAGGUAAUUGAGACUAAAGACUGUUUUCCUUGCAUUAAAGAAAGUUUUAACUGUGCUAA
Messenger RNA from Heterocephalus glaber (naked mole-rat), 3306 nucleotides. It is a transcript of the gene Ehd1, whose product is annotated as EH domain containing 1. The record is from RefSeq and is a predicted model, not a curated record. Gene Ontology annotation, biological process: endosomal transport; endocytosis. NCBI's taxonomy places the organism in Eukaryota, Metazoa, Chordata, Mammalia, Rodentia, Bathyergidae. Gene Ontology annotation, molecular function: GTP binding; protein binding; calcium ion binding. Gene Ontology annotation, cellular component: cytoplasm; plasma membrane.